AUGACAAUCCACACCGUCCCAGACACUCAGUGGGCCCAAGUAGUCGAGGCCAAAGGCGGACCCCCAAUCUACAAAGAAAUUCCCGUCCCAAAACCCGGCCCCGAUGAAGUACUUAUCAAAGUCAAAUACUCAGGUGUCUGCCACACAGACCUGCACGCGAUGAACGGUGACUGGCCCCUCCCCCUCAAGCUCCCCCUGGUCGGAGGCCACGAAGGAGCAGGAGUCGUAGUAGCCAAGGGCCAACUAGCUCAAGGAAUCGAGGUUGGCGACCACGCAGGUAUCAAAUGGCUCAAUGGGUCGUGUCUUGCCUGUGAGUUCUGCAAGACGGCCGAUGAACCUCUCUGUGCGGAGGCACAACUCUCGGGUUACACAGUUGAUGGCACCUUCCAGCAGUACGCGAUUGGAAAGGCGGCGCAUGUGACCAAGUUGCCUAAAGAUCUUGCCAUGGAUGCCGUUGCGCCUAUUCUUUGUGCGGGUAUUACCGUUUACAAGGGAUUGAAGGAGUCUGGGGCUAAGCCUGGUCAGACAGUUGCUAUUGUUGGGGCUGGUGGUGGUCUUGGUUCGUUGGCUUUGCAGUAUGCUAAGGCUAUGGGAUUACGAGUAAUUGCUAUUGAUGGAGGUGAUGAGAAACGUGAGAUGUGUGAGCAGCUUGGCUCUGAGGCCUAUGUCGACUUUACCAAGUCCAAGGAUCUGGUUGCGGAUGUGAAGGCUGCUACCCCAGAAGGGCUGGGUGCUCACGCGGUCCUUUUGCUCGCCGUCUCUGAGAAGCCUUUCCAGCAGGCUGUUGAAUACGCUCGUCCACGAGGUGCUAUAGUUGCCAUCGGUCUCCCUGCCAAUGCAUUCCUGAAAGCACCCGUCUUUGAAACUGUUGUCAAGAUGAUCAACAUCAAGGGUAGCUACGUUGGAAAUCGCCAGGAUGGUGUUGAGGCCAUUGACUUCUUUGCUCGAGGAUUGAUCAAAGCGCCGUUCAAGACCGUUCCCCUCAAGGAGCUGCCUAAGGUGUUUGAGCUCAUGAAGCAAGGAAAGAUCGCCGGUCGUUACGUGGUCGAGAUUCCUGAGUGA
This is a messenger RNA of Penicillium pulvis, 1062 nucleotides long. RefSeq names its product zinc-dependent alcohol dehydrogenase. NCBI's taxonomy places the organism in Eukaryota, Fungi, Ascomycota, Eurotiomycetes, Eurotiales, Aspergillaceae. The transcript is spliced from 3 exons. Gene Ontology annotation, molecular function: oxidoreductase activity; zinc ion binding. The record is from RefSeq and is a predicted model, not a curated record. The coding region runs from base 1 to 1062 and encodes 353 amino acids.